AUAAACAUGCCAGCGCACGUGAAAUCCGCACCAAAAAAUAAAAAUAAAUCCAAAACGAAGCCUCCUUCGAAGAAGAUGACCCACAAAGAAGUCAUCGAGGAGCCCGAAGCUGCGGAACCCAUAAAGACAAAAGAUGACGCCAAGGCGAUUGUCGUCGAACAAGAAAUCAAAUUCGCACGAUGCUUGGCUGGAAAUGACCCGAAAGUCAGAAAUCGAGUUCUGAAAAACUUGAAAAAGUGGCUCAAAUUGCGAUCGGAGGGAACUUUUGCAUUUACCGACACGGAUUUCCUGCGUCUCUGGAAGGGUCUGUGGUACUGCAUGUGGAUGUCUGACAAGCCCUUGGUGCAGGAAAAGCUCGCCGAAGACCUUUCAUCGUUAGUUCACUGCUUCAACGAUCCGAAAGUGAGUCUGCAGUUCUUCGGGAACUUUCUCGAGACAAUGUGUCGCGAAUGGUUUGGCAUCGAUCAAUGGCGCAUGGAUAAAUUCAUGAUGUUGGUGCGUCGGAUAUUCCGUCAAGUGCUUUUCAAGUUGCAAGAACACAGCUGGGACACGGAACUCGUGCAAUUGUAUGGCGCGUGGCUCGAUAAGACAAUUUAUGACGAAACAAAGGCCCCGAUUGGACUCACGAUGCACUUCAAUGACUUGUAUUUGGAGGAAAUUUCAAAAGUCACGGAUGGAAAUAUCGAAACGAGCGACGUUCAUGCAUUGCUUGAGCCUUGCGUGGUGUUUUUCGCCAAAUCACGCGACUUGCGACACAUUAAACACGCAACACGGAACAUUUUUCACAAGUUGAUGUUCCAAAGUGAGCUCGGGCAAGACUAUCAAGAGAAAUUUGAGUAUUGGAAACAAGCUGGCUUCCCCUGCACAGACCUCGAUGACUUGGAAGUAAACGUAGAAGUGCAAGAAGAUAGCGAACAAGAGUCUGAAAAUGAAGAAAACGGCGAAGAAGUUGAGAAAGAAUUGGAUGUUCGUGCCGGCAGAGUUAACGUAGUGUUAAAAGAACUCAAAUUCGAUCCCGAAGAAAUCAUAAAUUUGUUCGAAAAGUAUCGUUUUAAGGAAUUUACAAACUCCAAAAGUCGUAAAACUAUCAAAGAAAUGAUUCAAAAAUUCCGUCGAUUUGCUGCCGGAGAAUUCCCCUUGGGAACCCACAAAAUGCCCACAGUACAAGAUGUUCGUGAGAAAUUUGAAGAUUUUGAUCCCGACAAGAAGGCUCAGGAGCUAUUGGAUUACGAAGAGGAGCUCGUUAAGAAUACUGUUUACAUGCCGCCUCGCGUAAAACGCAAAAUGGAAUGGAAACAAAAGCAUCUCAUGAACGGAAAUGGCGUGAAAAAUGGUUCUGACAACGGUUGGGUUGAAGAAAACGACGAAAAUGAGUUGCCCAAGAAGAAAAAGAAGAAAGUCGAGAAGGAAGAAACGCCCGUGAAAGACGCAAAAAAGUCAAAAGUUGCUAAAAAACUGAAAAAAUCUGAAAAUACUGAAGAAGAUGUCGACAUGGAUCAAUCUAAAAAAGAGGAAAAUGCCAUAAAACUCUUGAAGAAAUGGGCAAAGAAGGAAAAAGAAAUAGAAAAAAGUGAAAAACUAUCAAAAGUAGCUGCUGACGAGGAGGUUUCAACGCCGAAAAAGUCGUUGGUGCUGAAUCCCUUUGCCGCUGCCUCGACUUCGAAGAAGCAAAAGGACAAAAAGACCCCGACAAAAAGCAGCCUAAAAGGUAAAGGAUUGUUAAUGCAGACCCCUACUAACAACAAAAACACAAUAAAUACUUUUGAUUCCAGCGAAAAACGCGUAAAAAUUGCGCUAAACAAAAAUAUGGCGCAAGAAAAGCAUGAAUAUAUCGAAGCGGUGAAAAACUCGCCCGUUCCAUAUGAUUCGUCGAAAAAACCAUCAAAAGGUUUGCUCAAGCCGGGCCUUCUGCCAAGUCCGAUUAAUCCGUUUUACAAGAAACGAAUCGGUUUGAAGUUUAAUGAUACAUUAUAAGAGAAAUGUAAUUUUGUUUUGUGAGAUAUUUUUUAAUAAUAAUUAGGAUUUUUAAAUGGAAAAAAGUGUUUUAUUUUUGAUAGUCAUUUUAAAAUUUUUGCCCCUUGUUAAGUUUGAAAAGUUGAAAUUUCAAUCAAAAAUUG
This is a messenger RNA of Culicoides brevitarsis, 2117 nucleotides long. RefSeq names its product ribosomal RNA processing protein 1 homolog (gene Nnp-1). Lineage: Eukaryota; Metazoa; Arthropoda; Insecta; Diptera; Ceratopogonidae. The transcript has 4 exons. The record is from RefSeq and is a predicted model, not a curated record. Gene Ontology annotation, cellular component: nucleus; preribosome, small subunit precursor. Gene Ontology annotation, biological process: rRNA processing. Bases 7 to 1974 code for a protein of 655 amino acids.